AUGGACAGUAACACCGUCUCAAGCCAGCCGGCACUCAAGGCGGACCCCAUGGAGGGCAUGGCUCAUUCCGAGGCGCAUUACUUUAACAGCUACAAUCACCAUGGCAUCCACGAGGAAAUGCUUAAAGAUGAAGUACGCACAAGGUCUUACCGAGACGCCAUCUACCAGAAUGGACAUCUGUUCAAGGACAAGGUCGUCCUCGACGUCGGCUGCGGUACAGCCAUUCUCAGCAUGUUCGCCGUGAAGGCUGGUGCCAAGCAUGUCAUUGGUGUGGAUAUGUCGACCAUCAUCGACAAGGCGAAAGAGAUUGUCGAAGUCAACGGCCUGUCCUCCAAAAUUACACUGCUCCAGGGCAAGAUGGAGGAAGUAGAGCUACCAUUUCCCAAGGUAGACAUAAUCAUCUCAGAGUGGAUGGGCUACUUCCUCCUCUACGAGAGCAUGUUAGACACCGUGCUCUACGCGCGAGACAAGUACCUCGUACCCGACGGUCUGAUUUUCCCCGACAAGGCGACUAUCUUCCUCGCCGGUAUCGAGGACGGAGAGUACAAAGAGGAGAAGAUCGGAUUCUGGGACAACGUCUGGGGCUUCGACUACACCCCUCUCAAGCAAACCGCCCUGACCGAACCCCUCGUCGACACCGUCGACAUCAAAGCCGUCGUAACCGACCCCUGCGGCGUCCUCACCCUCGACCUCUACAAAGUGCAACCCGCCGACCUCGCAUUCACGCUCCCGUACUCGCUGACGGUGCGCCGCAACGAUUUCGUGCACGCCGUCAUCGCCUGGUUCGACAUCGAGUUCUCCGCCUGCCACAAGCCGAUCAAAUUCUCCACCGGCCCGCACACAAAGUACACACACUGGAAACAGACCGUCUUCUACCUGAGAGACGUGCUCACCUGCGAGUCCGGCGAGCGCAUCACCGGCAUUCUGUCCAACAAACCCAACGACAAGAACAGGCGUGAUCUCGACAUUGCAAUCUCAUACAAGCUGGAGUCGGAGGACCCGGGCAGGCAGGGUUCCGGCAGUGCGGAAUACAAGAUGUGCUAAGCGGGUAUAAAAAAAUGAUGGGGCUAUUCCUUCACACACUCCGCUACAUUUCCCCUCUGCUGGCAACCCUGUUUUUGACAGCCGGAACUCGAGACAGGAUCGUGGCCUUGGCUGUUGGAUAAAUGCACUGCACUGCACACACAACAACAACAACAAACAUAUGAGCCGCUGCGUGACAUCCUUCCGGCGUCUGGGCGAACGAGUAGUUCACGACACUUCAGGUGGUUAUACACUUACUUCAUGAUGACGAUAUAUAUAUGUCGGCUUCUCGUAUAUGCAGACUGCCGAAGAAACUUAGAUAACAUAGCGUCUUGUACUGAAAAGUGAAUCUUCUCGCGCUGCUAACCUCUCACGUAAAAAUAAAGAUUGCUGCUAUU
Pseudovirgaria hyperparasitica is the source of this 1421-nucleotide messenger RNA. RefSeq names its product S-adenosyl-L-methionine-dependent methyltransferase. Lineage: Eukaryota; Fungi; Ascomycota; Dothideomycetes; Acrospermales; Acrospermaceae. The coding region runs from base 1 to 1044 and encodes 347 amino acids. Gene Ontology annotation, biological process: peptidyl-arginine methylation. Gene Ontology annotation, molecular function: protein-arginine N-methyltransferase activity. The record is from RefSeq and is a predicted model, not a curated record. Gene Ontology annotation, cellular component: nucleus. The transcript is spliced from 6 exons.